CAGAUCAUGUGAGAAGGGCUGAACAUGUAAUUCGCUUGUAGCACUGUGGUCUUAUUGUAUAUGUAAGCCGCGCUAAAUCUGUGACUGUGUUUUCUUCAGGACUCCCACCAAGCUGUCACCCCAGGCUUUCGAAACCACUCCUCGUCAACAACGACCCUGCCAAACACCACACCAUCACUUUUCUCUUCCUAUCAAAUCCUUAUUCUUCGUCCUACGUUCUAGCUCAUCCAAAUAUACACAAUCUGGAUACGAUGUCCGAGCAGCCCCAGGCUUCCGACGAUGUGCAGGCUACGGCACUAAAUCCGAUUUUGAAUCCGAUUGGUACACAUUGGGAUGCUCCCGGCGGAGCGGGUGGAAGUCCCAGUUGGCCCAUUCCCAUGCCGCAUGUUGGACCAGAGAGCCAGCAACUUCAGGAAAUGGAUGCUAGAUGGUCACUGCGUUUUAAGCAUCUGACUCAAUGGUCUGAGGCCGAAAGUUUUCUCCGGUGCCAGGAGUGUGAGUCACGGUGGUUCCAACGCUGGGACGGCAAAAAACGUGAGAUUCAGGAGAAUGCAGCUGAAAUGGCGGGCCUUAUUGUUGAGUUCUCACGUCCAGCUUUUCUAUUAUGUCUAACAGGUGCUUAGGCAACACUCUUGCAUGAGAAAGCUGAGAGGAUGAAAUUGGAACACAAAUUCAACCUCUAUGGGGCUUUGGGUAAUAGUCACAAGCUCCAUCUAUUAGGUUACUACUAAUACUGGGAUGCAGAACUUAUUGUGUGCCAUGCGAGACUUACCGGGAAAAUCGGAUGGAACCUGCUGUCCGGGAUCCAGGAUGGCAUCGAUGAACUCGCAAAGACACCUGCAUUGGUUGCCGCACUUCGGGAUGAAACAGUGGCCUACCAGCUUGCACCCCAAGAUGUUACUCAAUGUAUCGGGUGUAUCCAUCACACGGUUUCCAACCACAACAAUGGUAAUGAUCACGUCAUUACUCUUUACGAGGACGAUUAUACUAGGGAGGAAUGUGCUGUGCUGGCUGCUUUCUUGGAGGUCCAGAGAGAUUGGCCCGAUGGCUUCGCGUGGAAGAGAAUGAAAAGGAGACAACAAAUCCGACGCUGAGGGGGCUGCUGUGUUUUACCUGUGUCACGAUUUGCUUCUGUCAGUAAUGAUGUGUCUCCUGCUGUGGGAGAAUCAAAAGGACAGCUCUGUGAAGUUAAUUGUUCUUUGUAGUGAUCGGGAGAUAGAGGCUUACAUACAGGGUGGUGACUUCCACACACAAUUGAACUGUUUUCUUGAAAUUGUUUGUACUCAUGGUAUUUUGCCAUGUUAAUAACCACAUAUCCAUAGAAAGCCUUUUGAAAGGAAAUAGGACUAGCAUUACCUGUAUUAAUGUCGAUAAAUUUGCUCUUUCCAAC
This is a messenger RNA of Tuber aestivum (summer truffle), 1390 nucleotides long. The record is from the annotation of a GenBank genome assembly. NCBI's taxonomy places the organism in Eukaryota, Fungi, Ascomycota, Pezizomycetes, Pezizales, Tuberaceae.